Messenger RNA from Belonocnema kinseyi, 540 nucleotides. RefSeq names its product C-factor (gene sni). The transcript has 4 exons. NCBI's taxonomy places the organism in Eukaryota, Metazoa, Arthropoda, Insecta, Hymenoptera, Cynipidae. Bases 1 to 540 code for a protein of 179 amino acids. The record is from RefSeq and is a predicted model, not a curated record.
AUGGUGUUUGAGGCAGUGAACCAAAAAGUGGGAGAUGCUGGACUCAAUGUCCUCAUCAAUAACGCGGGGAUUUCAUCAAAGUUUACGAGACUUGGAAUGGUCAAAGAAGAACAGCUAAGAGAAAAUUUUGCUGUAAAUACGAUUGCACCGAUUAUGCUGACACAGACGCUUAUGCCACUUUUGAAAAAAGGUGCUGCUAAUCAGGCGGACAAGCCGAUGAGCGUUUCACGAGCUGCAAUUAUUAAUAUUUCUUCCGUCCUUGGAAGCAUAACACAAAAUGAUGCUGGUGGUUUCUACCCUUACCGAUGCAGCAAGAGUGCGUUAAAUGCUGCAACAAAAUCAAUGAGCGUCGACUUGAAAGAAUUUGGAAUCCUAGCGGUUUGUAUGCACCCAGGUUGGGUAAAAACAGAAAUGGGAGGACCGAAAGCACCCUUGGAAAUCGACACUAGUGUCGAAAAUAUAUUGACAACUUUACAAAAUCUUACCGCUGAAAAAACUGGAUCUUUCAUACAACAUGAUGGUACUGCUUUGCCAUGGUAA